AUGGCAGGCUUGGUGGUGGUGGUGGUGGUGGUGGUGGUGCUUAACCCUUUUCUGAAGAACUUUCAAGUGAAAAAUUAUGUUGGUGACCAUGUGUUUCUGGAUUGGGCAAAGAAGACAGAUCCAGAAUAUGAUAUUAACAACUUUUGGAAUUUCCCAAAAUACCUUUCCCUAUUUGUGAAAGUGGGAACUUUUUCUACAAUUACUCCCAAGAGGCAACAAUUGUUGAUAUCAGAAGAUGUAAUUCAAUGGCCCAUAGGAUUUACAGAGACUCCCAAGUCCAUAUGCAAUAAGGACUGCAGUCCUGGAUCCAUGAAAGUCAGCCUGGAGGGCAAGGCUGCCUGUUGCUUUGACUGCAUACCUUGCCCAGAGAAUGAGAUCUCCGGUAAGACAGGUAUGGAUCAGUGUGAAAAAUGUCCAGAAACUCACUAUGCAAAUGCAGAGAAGAGACACUGCCUGGAGAAAACUGUGACCUUUCUGGCCUAUGAUGAUCCCUUGGGUAAAGGAAUCGCACUCAUAUCUGUGGGAUUCUCUGCACUCACAGCUCUUGUUAUUUGGGUCUUUGUAAACCACAGAGACACUCCGAUUGUGAAGGCCAAUAACAGAUCUCUCAGUUACAUCCUGCUCAUCACUCUGACCCUCUGUUUCCUCUGCCCCUUGCUCUACAUUGGCCUUCCAAACCCUGCUACAUGCAUUCUGCAGCAAAAUUUAUUUGGAAUUUUGUUUACUGUGGCUCUAUCCACAGUGUUGGCCAAAACCACCACUGUAGUUAUGGCUUUCAAGAUUACCGCUCCGGGGAGAAAAACAAGACGCCUGCUGAUAUCAAAAGCCCCUACUUUCAUCAUUCCAGUUUGCACAUUGAUGCAAAUAAUUCUCUCUAGCAUAUGGCUGGCAACAUCUCCUCCAUUUAUUGACAUGGAUGCUCAUUCUGAACAUGGAUGCAUAAUUAUUCUAUGCAGCAAGGGCUCAGCUAUUGCCUUCUAUUGCGCCCUUGCCUACCUGGGAGCCAUGGCCUUUGGUAGUUACCUCGUGGCUUUCUUGUCAAGGAAUCUACCUGACACAUUUAAUGAAGCCAAAUACCUGUCUUUCAGAAUGCUGGUGUUCUGCACAGUCUGGGUCACAUUCCUCCCUGUCUACCACAGCACCACAGGGAAGGUCAUGGUGGCUAUGGAAGUAUUCUCUAUAUUGGCUUCCAGUGCAGGCAUUCUAAGUCUAAUCUUUGCCCCUAAGUGCUACAUUAUUUUGUUGAAGUCACAUAGGAACACUGUUCAUCACAUCAAGGAUAAAAGUUAUGAAAGGAGCAAAAUUUAUUUAAAAUAUAAUUGA
Molecule: messenger RNA, 1323 nt
Organism: Apodemus sylvaticus (European woodmouse)
Lineage: Eukaryota; Metazoa; Chordata; Mammalia; Rodentia; Muridae
Product: vomeronasal type-2 receptor 116-like
Exons: 4
Coding region: 1-1323 (440 amino acids)
Biological process (GO): G protein-coupled receptor signaling pathway
Cellular component (GO): membrane
Molecular function (GO): G protein-coupled receptor activity
Source: RefSeq, a predicted model, not a curated record